UGUUUCGCCCGGGCGCCUCCGUGCGCUCGGCCAACGGCCUCUGAGAGCGCCCACCCGAGCCCCGGAGCCGGCGGGUGGCGGCCCUCGCCGGGGACCCCCCAGCGGGCCCAGGGCUCCUGCUUUCCUCCCCCAGAGAGGAAGUGGCUCAGAAUCCAGCACGUGCACAUUGAAGCAAGUUAAAGGAUUUACUAUGAAGCACAGAAGCAGAUAGUGCCAAAUAGCAAGUAGUCGUUGGUACACAUUUCUGGAAAAGCAGUGUCCGUGUUGUUAUGUACACCUCCAAAAAAGUUCAGAUCUGUAGGGGAAUUGUUGUGUAAAGUAAACUGAACUACAGGGUAGCAGUAUUUUAAUAGCUAUUAUAGACGUGUAUUUACUAUAUUAAAAAUGAGUAAAAGAAAAACCAGUGACCCACCAAUAGGAAGCAUUUUGUUUGGGGGUAACUUUCUGCUGCAUUUCCCUGGAGCAUGGAUCCUUCUUUAAUUCAGGUUACUCCGUGCAUCUGUACCAUCUUUCCCCUAAAAGAGUGAGUGGGGCGGCAUUUCCUUCUCCCACUGCUGCUGAGAUGGCGGAGAUUAGUCGAAUUCAGUAUGAAAUGGAGUACACUGAAGGUAUCAGUCAGCGAAUGAGGGUCCCGGAAAAACUAAAGGUGGCGCCACCAAAUGCUGACCUGGAACAAGAAUUCCAAGAAGGAGUUCCGAACGCCAGCAUGAUCAUGCAGGUUCCAGAGAGGAUUGUUGUAGCAGGAAAUAAUGAAGACAUUCCAUUUUCAAGACCAGGAGAUCUUGACCUCAUGCAGUCAACUUCUUUUAAAUCUCUGGCAUUAAAAACACCACCUCGUGUACUUACGCUAAGUGAAAGACCACUAGAUUUUUUGGAUUUAGAGAGACCUUCUUCAACCCCUCAAAAUGAAGAAGUCCGUGCAGUCGGCAGGCUAAAAAGAGAGCGUUCUAUGAGUGAAAAUGCUGUUCGCCAAAACGGACAGCUGGUCAGAACUGACUCCAUGUGGCACAGAUCAGAUUCUGCCCCAAGAAAUAAAAUUUCAAGGUUCCAGGCACCGAUUUCUGCACCGGAAUACACUGUGACACCAUCGCCACAACAGGUCCGGGUCUGUCCUCCCCGUGUGUUACCUGAAGAUGGAGUCAAUCUCUCCUCUGCUCGUGGCAUUUUGUCGCUUAUCCAGUCUUCUACUCGUAGGGCUUACCAGCAGAUCUUGGAUGUGCUGGAGGAAAAUCGCAGUGUAAGAAGACAAAAUGAAAUACGUUGUGAAAGACCCAUGUUGCGUGGUGGGUCUGCUGCCGCCACUUCCAACCUUCAUCAUGACAACGUCAGGUAUGGCAUUUCAAACAUCGACGCAGCAGUUGAAGGAGCUGCAGAUGACAUGACUGUUGUAGAUGCGGUUUCAUUAAGACGACAGAUAAUCAAACUAAAUCGACGUCUACAACUUCUGGAAGAGGAGAACAAAGAGCGCGCUAAGAGAGAGAUGGUCAUGUACUCAAUCACUGUAGCCUUCUGGCUGCUCAAUAGCUGGCUCUGGUUUCGCCGCUAGAGGUAACCUUAGCUCUCAGAAAAUAUUGUCUCAACAGCUGGAAAUAUAAAGAAUUUGCAAACUUCUUUGUUUGUGUGUUUGCGUUGUAUGCCAUUUUAUAGUCCACGCCCCGAAAGGUACUUCUUCCAGCAAGGAGGGAAGCCUCGUGUUUGCAGAAGUAAAGGUAGAUUCUGUACUUAGCUGUGUUCUCUUGUAACCAGUCCUGCAGUUGCACCGCCUCGAAGGUCUCCCUGUGCAUGUGUGUAAAUAGGCUCUGAUUUGUUUUUUAAGGAAUUAAUUUUUUGCCUCAUCAGUCUGCACAAGUAAUUCUCCGAAUGGGAGAGGGUCGAGAGUGGAUUUAGAAAAGCGUCUGUAAAAGACAAGUAUGUUUGUCCUUUUUCUCAAACACUGUUAAACAGUUUUGUUACUGGACACAUUGGCAUCCACAUUUCAGCGUUGACACUUCUGAAGUCUUGGUCUGGUGUCAGAAUAAUGAAAUCCAGCCACCUCGUGUUUCAUUUUUAUUAUUAAAGUAAUUCCUAACAUCUUCAGCAGUUUAUCUUCUCUGUGUGCAAAAUAUGCGUGCUUAUUUUUAUUUUAGUAUUUCAGGUGGUUUUCUAUAAAGUACAUUUUUACUAAGUUCAUGUGUGAAUGAUUUCGCAAACUGCAGAAUAAGGUACAAUUGUAGUGUAUUUAAUAAACUGUCAACCAAA
Molossus molossus (Pallas's mastiff bat) is the source of this 2238-nucleotide messenger RNA. It is a transcript of the gene MFF, whose product is annotated as mitochondrial fission factor. The coding region runs from base 563 to 1546 and encodes 327 amino acids. Lineage: Eukaryota; Metazoa; Chordata; Mammalia; Chiroptera; Molossidae. Gene Ontology annotation, cellular component: peroxisome; mitochondrial outer membrane. The transcript has 13 exons. The record is from RefSeq and is a predicted model, not a curated record. Gene Ontology annotation, biological process: positive regulation of mitochondrial fission.